UUCAGAUCGAGGCCGGCAAGAUGGCGGCGGACACGCAGGGGCAGGUUUCAGACACACUGAAGAGGUUUGCUGUGAAAGUCACGACAUCCAGCGUUAAAGAGCGCAAAGAAGUUCUUAAAGAAUUGAAGGAAUGUGUUAAAGGAAAAGAUCUUCCUGAGCCGGCCAUUAAAGGCUUGUGCAAACUCUUCUAUCUCACCCUGCAUAGAUACAGGGAUGCUGCGUCCCGACGAGCUUUGCUCUCGGUCAUCGAGGUACUGGUCCAGUCGCAGCCUGAUGCCAUAGCAACCAACCUUCCACCUGGCCUGCUGAGUUGUGGGGUGGUCAGUCGGGGGGUAAUGCCUGGAAAGAGCACAGCAUCAGGGGCCUGCUGCGCCCUUCCCUGGACCUGUUUGAUAGUUCGGACUGUCUUUCCCACCCCAGACAGAAGAGAAGGUUCCAGCUGGAAAAAACUGGUUGAAGUUCAGAGUUUGCUGCUUGCAGAGGCAGUGGGUGGUGCUUCAAAGAAUGCUCUCAAGUCGAUCGUUAAACGCUUUUACAAACUAUGGAAAGAGACACCUGGCCUGGUGGAUCAAUACAUGAGCAGUUUGCUUAGUUUGGAUCAAAACUGCGUCUCUCUGCCUCUCUUGGCCUUGUGUGUGGAUUUCUGCACGGCGCAGAAAGACAUCAACACCAUCAACAAACACAAGGCGGCAUUGUUGGAUCUGUACAUGAAGACUGUUCUCAUGAGCAAGACCAGACCGCUUCAGCACAUCCUGGAGAAGAGUAAUUCGAUUCUGCGUCAUGUGUCUCAUUCGGAGUUUAAGGAGCAUCUGCUGCCUACAUUACAGAAAGCUCUUCUGCGCAGUCCUGAGAACUCCAUGCAGACAAUUUCCUCCAUGUUGGCGUCUCUCACUCUUGAUCUCAGUCAGUACUCGCUGGACAUCGGGAAGGGCAUUGCUAGUCAGCUGAAAGCAAACAAUCAAGAGCUGAUGGAGAAAUCUGUUGAAGCUCUGGAGAAUCUGGCUAAGCAGUGCAGUGAUGCCAGCGCAGUCCAAGAUUUGGUCAAACAUCUCUUCAGCAUCCUUGGAGGUUCAGAAGGAAAGCUCACAGUUGUUGGCCAGAAGAUGAGCGUUCUCUCAGGAAUCAGAAGUUGCAGUCAUCACGCUGUUUCCGGUUCAUCCUCUCAGUCUUUGAGCUGUAGCGUGACUGUGAUGUUCAUACCAUACCUGCAGCAGGAAGUUCACGAGGGCACACUGGUGCACGCAGUGUCUGUAUUGUCUCAGUGGACGGCUCGUUUGACUGUGGACGUCCCAUCUGAACUAAAAGAAUGGUUUAAAAAAGCUUUCACGCUCAAAACGUCCACAUCUGCCGUACGCCAUGCGUACCUGCAGGCCAUGAUUGGUGCUUUCAAAGGUGACACACUCAGUCAGGCUGUUGAGUUUCUCCCCCUCCUUAUACAAACUGUGGAGAAAGCUUCCGCUCAGAGUACCCAGCAUGCACUGCUCUCAGAGGCCGUGGCUGCCGCCGUGCUCCUUUCUCGUCUCUCUGUGCUCGACUCUGUGCCUGAAGCAAAGCUGGCGUCCUUUUGGACUCUGAUUCUGGAUGAGAAGAAACCUCUCUUAACCACCGAGAAGUUUCUAUCACAGGCUAGCGAAGAAGCUCUCUGCACGAUCCUGCUGCUGUGUGAGAGACUGUUCCUGGAUCAGCCACAGAGACUCAACAACAGCAAAGCUCAAAUGUAUCAUCAGGCCACAGUGACAGCGCUUUUGUCGCGUCUUUGGCGUGUACGAAAACGUGCUCAACAGACCGUAAAGAAACUCCUCUCCUCACUGGGCGGCUCCAGCCUGGCCCACGGCCUUCUGGGAGAACUGCGUGUGGUCAUCAACAAACACAAGAUUCUGCCGUUAGAUGUUCUUCAGACCGAAACUGGUGAGCUGACUGAGAUCGGACGCUCGUAUGUGGCACCGCGGUCUUUACUGGAUGCCCUGAGCGCGAUCUGCUCUGUAGCGACCCAGUGGAGCGACCCAGCAGAGGCUGAGAAACUGGCUCUUGAUAUUCUCAUCGUUACCCAUCAUCCCUCUGUUGUCACCGUGAGGUCUGAGGCGUGGCCAUAUCUCCUCUCCAAAAUGAAGAUAGAUCCUGCUUAUUUUAUUGACAAACACCUGGAUAUCAUCUUGCCUCGCCUGCUGGAGGCAAACGCAGACAAUCAGGCUGUUCAGAACGCUGUUGGCUCUCUGUCGGUUCUGUCCCCCACUAAACUACUUCCACGUGUUAUGGAUCAUGUGACCCAGCGUUUGUCCAAUCCAGCGCUGAGUCAAGUAACGCGUCAGGAAUAUGCAAUCAUGCAAACGCCCGAGGGUGAACUCUAUGAUAAGAGCAUCAUAAUGAGCGCACAACAGGAGAGCACAAAGAAAGGCAACAUAAAGCGAGAGAAUAAGGCUUAUUCCUAUAAAGAGCAGAUCAUCGAGCUGGAGCUACAGGAGGAAAUUAAGAAGAAGAAAGGCAUCAAAGAGGAGGUUCAGCUGACCAGCAAACAGAGAGAGAUGAUGCAGAAUCAGCUGGAGAAAGAGUCCAGCAUCCGCAAGAGAUUACAGGAGUUGGAUGUGGAGCUGCAAUGUGCUGUCGGUCUGUUAGAAGCGGCUCUUGAUCGCCGUCCGUCUCUGAUCUGGAUACAUCUUCCGAGAGUUGUGCAGGUUCUCCUGCCGCUCCUGCAAUCUCCUCUGGCUGCUGAUCGAGUCAAACAGAUGUUUUUGUACACUGGUGUUUGUCUGAUGCCUAAAGAACUCAACUAUUUGGCGGUUCUUGUGGGCCAGGUAACCUUACGCCUGCUGAAGCCCGAGUGCGAUUUAGAUCCUGCAUGGGCUCAAGAAGAUCUGAACACCGCAACCCAGCGCACCAUCUUACAGCUGUACACACAGACCGUACCUCAGAAAGAGGGGAAAACAGAUGUCUGUGCCCUGUCGGCACCAGCGUUCUCCUUCUGUUUCCCGCUGCUGCAGGCUGUGUUGAGUCAGAGCAGUGGAAGCUCAGAUGAGAGCGAGCAGAUGAUGACACACGCACUGCAGGUCAUCAACACACACGCACAACUGCGAGCACAAUCCGACGACGAUACCCUUAUAGACGAGAACGGUCCUGAACUGCUGCCCAGAGUUCAUAUGCUGCUGUUAUUGACUAAAGUGAUUGGCACAUCCACACCCCGCCUUCAGGUUUUGGCAUCAAGCUGUCUGACUACUCUGUGUGCCAGCGCUGGAGGACAGGAGGGUUGUGCUCUCGCUGAACAGGAUGAGAUUGACGUUCUGCUGGAUGCUUUACUCUCUCCAUGUUUCUCAGUGAGAGACUCUGCACUUAGGGGCCUGUUGGAGAUGGAGUUGGCUUUACCCACUGAUAGCACCGAUCCCAACGGUCUGAAGGUCCUGAGGAGAUUGUGGGUUGCCAAAUUCGAUGUGGAGGAGGAGAGUCGAAUUCUAGCUGAUAAACUCUGGCAAGCUUUGUGUUUGGAGCUUGUGUCUGAUCUCUGUCCAAUGCUGAUCGAGGAUGUCAUUCAUCACGAGGAGGUCGUGCGGUCCGCAGGUGCAGAAGCUCUUUCCAGUGCCAUUAGCCAGUACCAGGACCAAUCUGCAACGGUUUUGAGCCAGCUCAUCGAGCUCUACCAUCAGAAACUAUUUAGGCCUCCUCCAGUUCUUGAUGCUCUUGGACGCGUCAUUUCUGAAUCUCCACCUGACCAGUGGGAGGCCAGAUGUGGCAUUGCUCUGGCUCUCAACAAACUGGCCCAGUAUCUGUAUGAGGGUCAGGUGACACCUCUCUUCUUGUUUUUUGUGCCGGAUGCUCUUAAUGACAGACACCCGGAUGUGCGUCGCUGCAUGCUGGAUGCUGCUCUUUCUGCCCUUAACACACACGGCAAGGACCAAGUGAGCUCUCUGCUGCCCGUGUUUGAGGAGUUCCUAAAGAACGCUCCGCAGGACGCCAGCUACGACGCCGUGCGACAGAGCGUCGUCAUCCUUAUGGGUUCACUGGCCAAACAUCUGGACAAGAGUGACCCGAAAGUUAAACCAAUCGUGGCCAAGCUGAUCACAGCCCUCUCUACGCCCUCACAACAGGUUCAAGAGUCAGUGGCGGGCUGUCUGCCUCCGCUGGUUCCUGCUAUAAAGGAGGACGCUGGUGGGAUGGUGAAGAAACUCCUUCAGCUCCUGCUGGAGAGCGAUAAAUAUGCCGAGCGGAAGGGUGCGGCUUAUGGUUUGGCCGGCCUGGUGAAAGGUCUGGGUAUCUUGUCCCUCAAACAGCAGGAUAUCAUGACCACACUGACCGAUGCCAUUCAGGACAAGAAAAACUCCAGACGCAGAGAAGGUGCUCUGUUCGCCUUUGAGAUGUUGUGUAACAUGCUGGGGAAGUUAUUCGAGCCGUACGUGGUCCAUGUUCUUCCUCACCUCCUGUUGUGUUUUGGUGAUGGGAACCAGUACGUCAGAGAGGCUGCAGAUGACUGUGCUAAAGCCGUGAUGAGGAAUCUGAGCGCUCACGGUGUGAAACUCGUCCUGCCGUCUCUGCUGGUGGCACUGGAGGAAGAAUCCUGGAGAACCAAAGCAGGCUCUGUGGAGUUAUUGGGUGCGAUGGCUUAUUGCGCUCCUAAGCAGUUGUCCUCCUGUCUGCCGAACAUCGUACCCAAACUGACGGAGGUUUUGACUGACUCACACGUGAAGGUCCAGAAAGCCGGUCAGCAGGCUCUCCGACAAAUCGGCUCAGUCAUUCGCAACCCUGAGAUCCUUGCGAUCACCCCCGUUCUGCUGGAUGCUCUGACCGAUCCAUCUCAUAGGACGCAUCACUGCCUGCAAACACUUCUGGACACAAAGUUUGUGCACUUCAUUGACGCUCCAUCACUUGCUCUGAUCAUGCCCAUCGUUCAGAGAGCUUUCCAAGACCGCUCCACCGACACGCGCAAGAUGGCCGCCCAGAUCAUAGGAAACAUGUACUCACUCACUGACCAGAAGGAUUUGUCUCCAUAUCUGCCAGCUGUGAUUCCAGGACUGAAAAGUUCCCUGUUGGAUCCUGUGCCUGAGGUACGAACCGUCUCUGCUAAAGCUCUGGGUGCCAUGGUGAAGGGUAUGGGAGAAUCAAGCUUUGAGGACCUGCUGCCGUGGCUCAUGGAGACGCUGGCUUCAGAACAGAGCUCUGUGGACCGCUCUGGUGCUGCUCAAGGUCUGGCCGAGGUCAUGGCUGCCCUCGGUGUGGAGAAACUCGAUAAACUCAUGCCUGACGUGGUGCAGACAGCCAGUAAGAUCGACAUCGCGUCUCACGUCAGAGACGGAUACAUCAUGAUGUUCAUCUACCUCCCGCUCACCUUCGGAGAAAAAUUCACUCCGUAUGUGGGUCCCAUCAUUCCCUGUAUCCUGAAGGCUCUGGCCGAUGAGAACGAGUAUGUCAGAGACACAGCCCUGCGUGCAGGUCAACGCAUCAUCAGCAUGUAUGCUGAGACCGCCAUCGCCCUCCUGCUCCCAGAGCUGGAACAGGGUCUGUUUGAUGACCUGUGGAGAAUCAGAUUCAGCUCGGUGCAGUUGCUAGGAGACCUGCUGUUCCACAUCUCCGGGGUAACGGGAAAGAUGACAACCGAGACUGCAUCAGAGGAUGACAAUUUUGGCACAGCCCAGUCCAACAAGGCCAUUAUUGGAGCCCUGGGCCCUGAAAGACGCAACCGUGUACUUUCUGGACUCUACAUGGGCCGCUCAGACACGCAGCUGGUGGUGAGACAGGCGUCUCUUCACGUAUGGAAGAUUGUGGUGACAAACACACCCCGCACUCUGAGAGAAAUCUUGCCAACCCUUUUCACACUUCUGCUGGGGUUCCUGGCCUCCACGUGUCCAGACAAAAGAACGAUCGCUGCUCGUACGUUGGGUGAUCUGGUGAGAAAGCUGGGCGAGAAAAUUUUGCCUGAGAUCAUUCCCAUCCUGGAGGAGGGUUUACGUUCGGACAAGAGCGACGAGAGACAGGGCGUGUGUAUCGGCCUGAGUGAGAUCAUGAAGUCCACUAGCAGAGACGCAGUUCUGGUGUUUUCUGAGUCUCUGGUCCCCACCGUGCGCAAAGCUCUGUGUGAUCCUCUGGAGGAGGUUCGAGAAGCGGCCGCCAAAACCUUCGAGCAGCUUCACACGACUAUCGGUCACCAAGCGCUCGAUGACAUCUUGCCUGCGCUGCUCAAGCAACUGGAAGAUGAAGAGACAUCAGAGUUUGCACUGGACGGACUCAAGCAGGUCAUGGCCGUUAAGAGUCGCUCAGUUCUGCCUUACCUGGUGCCUAAGCUAACCGCUCCUCCCGUAAACACGCGUGUUCUGGCCUUCCUCUCUGCGGUGGCGGGAGACGCCCUGACGCGUCAUCUUGGGGUGAUUCUGCCUGCGCUCCUGUCCUCCCUCAAAGAGAAGCUGGGCACAGAAGAAUGCCUGCAGGAGCUCAGUAACUGUCAGACCGUCGUUCUAUCUGUGGAGGAUGAAGUCGGUCAGAGAAUCGUCAUCGAAGACCUUCUGGAAGCCACGCGAGGAACUGACGCAGGGCUGAGGCAAGCGUCCGUCACCAUACUCAACGGCUACUUCUCUCGGACUCGCCUGGACUACAGCGCUCACACGCGCACCCUGCUGUCCGGCCUCAUGCGGCUCAUGAACGACACGAAUACAGAAGUGCUGAUCCAGAGCUGGGACACCAUCAACGCCAUCACCAAGAAACUGGAUGCAGGCAGCCAGCUGGCCCUGAUCGAUGACUUGCACAGAGACAUCCGCUCAGCUGCUGCUGAGGUCAAAGGUCAACACUUACCCGGCUUCUGUCUGCCUAAAAAGGGUGUCACAUGUAUUCUCCCUGUGUUGAGAGAAGGUGUGUUGACAGGAAGUCCAGAGCAAAAGGAGGAGGCGGCCCGUGCAUUGGGAGGAGUCAUUAAACUGACAUCAGCGGAGGCGCUCCGCCCCUCCGUGGUCAACAUCACCGGACCUCUCAUCCGUAUCCUAGGAGACCGUUUCGCCUGGAACGUGAAGACGGCUCUGCUCGAAACACUCACUUUAUUGUUGGCCAAGGUGGGCAUCGCUCUGAAGCCGUUCCUGCCACAGCUCCAGACCACCUUCCUGAAGGCGCUCCAGGACUCCAGUCGGGCCGUACGGCUCCGGGCGGCCGAAGCCCUGGGUCAGCUGGUUUCUAUACACGCUAAAGUAGAUCCGUUGUUCACCGAGCAGCUGACGGCCAUACGCACUGCAGAGGACUCAGGAGUCAGGGAAACCAUGUUGCAAGCCUUGCGGUUCGUCAUCCAGGGUGCAGGGUCAAAGGUUGACCCCAGCAUUAAGAAAAACAUCAUCAGUACACUGCUAGGCAUGCUGGGACAUGACGAGGAUGCCACACGGAUGGCCUCUGCAGGGUGCGUUGGCGAGCUGUGUGCGUUUCUUUCAGACGAAGAACUCAGGAGUGUUUUACAGCAGCAUCUUCUUGCGGAUGUGUCUGGUGUGGACUGGAUGGUCCGUCACGGCCGGAGUUUGGCUCUGGCUAUCACAGUGAAGUCUGCUCCUGGUCAGCUGUGUUCGGAGGAAUACAGAUCUGCUGUACUGGAGGCUGUGUUAUCAAGCGCUACUGCUGAUCGAAUUCCCAUCGCAUGCAGUGGCAUCAGGGCCAUGGGUUACAUGAUGAAGCAUCAGCUAUGCUCAGAAGGAGGAGAAAGUGUUUCACCUCGUAUCGUCACACAGUUUGUAAAGUGUCUGCAGAACCAGUCCAGUGAUAUUCGUCUGGUGACGGAGCGCGUCCUGUGGUGGGUGUUUAAGGAGGCGGAGACUCCCUCUCUAGAACCCAAUCUGGUGAAACCGGUCAUCAAAGCAUUGCUGGACAACACCAAAGACAAGAACACCAGCGUCCGAGCCCAAAGCGAACACACGCUUGUCAGUUUACUGCGACUGCGCCAGGGAGAAAGCGGCAUGCAGAGCAUCAGCACGAUCUUAGACUCCGCCAGUAAUGAGCUUCUGUCAGAGUGUUACAGACGAUCUUUGAAGAAGAUCUCUGGCCUUCCCGACUCCAAUGAGGAGAUCGAUGACACGAUCCUCACAUGAUUGACAGCAUUUGUCCUUUUCUGGAUCUGGAAACUUCAAUCCCUGGUGAUCUCAAAGAGCGAGCGAUUCUGCUUGAUAUAUCAGUGACCUGCGUCUGUCAGUUAUUCACACACAGUCCCCUCCUCAACGCAAGCUUUGUUCACGUAAUUUACACCAUGAGAAAAGCCUAAAAAAGUAUUUAUUGUGCUGAACCCCUUAAAUGAUCUAAAGUAGUAAUUUUUUGGCUGAUAAUUUCUUCAAUUGUUUUUUUCUUUUAAAUUGAAAGUAUUAAUUUGUGCCAAUUCUUUUCAAACACUGAUAUAGAUUAAAUGACCCUGUAUGAUUUUAUUUUGAUGCUGAGCUGCGUUUGGCUAUGAGACGUGUGAUCCUUUAAUGGGAUGUGAUGCUGAUAUUUCUUCAGUUAGCGCUGUGUCCACUAAUAAUGGUUGUAUGAAUAAAACAAAAUGAAACAUUGGUUUAAUAAACGGUUUGAUUUAAUGAGAAA
Messenger RNA from Paramisgurnus dabryanus, 8520 nucleotides. RefSeq names its product GCN1 activator of EIF2AK4 (gene gcn1). The record is from RefSeq and is a predicted model, not a curated record. Gene Ontology annotation, molecular function: protein binding; protein kinase regulator activity. Gene Ontology annotation, cellular component: cytosol. Gene Ontology annotation, biological process: regulation of translation; cellular response to amino acid starvation. Lineage: Eukaryota; Metazoa; Chordata; Actinopteri; Cypriniformes; Cobitidae.